Podarcis muralis (Common wall lizard) is the source of this 3520-nucleotide messenger RNA. RefSeq names its product SUMO specific peptidase 5 (gene SENP5). Gene Ontology annotation, biological process: protein desumoylation; proteolysis. Gene Ontology annotation, cellular component: nucleus. The record is from RefSeq and is a predicted model, not a curated record. Gene Ontology annotation, molecular function: deSUMOylase activity. Lineage: Eukaryota; Metazoa; Chordata; Lepidosauria; Squamata; Lacertidae.
AAAGAGAGAGGGGGGCGGGUGUUUGCGGGGGGCGGGGAGAGGCCCCUUUUCGCGGCCGGGAUGCGCCAAGCGACAAAGCUGCACUUCGAGAUCAUAAUGCAGCAGAAAAAUGAAAGAGCAUAGGAGAAAAAUACAGCGGAGAAGUCGGUUGCUGGCCGGUUAUCGAAAAUGGACGGUGGGAUUUUGGGGGCUAAAGCAGUACUGCUUCCAAAGGAACCGUCUUUCUCUACUUAAAGGAGGGAGGCGAGGCACUUGGACACCUGUGAGCCUGAAACAAACGAAGCCCUGCAGAAGCAAGAGUCUUUGGCUCCAGAGGAAGUGGGCUCCUGAAGUGUUCCUAAAUGCAAAGCCCCAGCAAGUUGUACCUUUUGAAAACUGCACCUUUCCACAAAACAUACACAGAGGCUUCUUUCCUUGGUGCAAAAGUGGAGGACCUGUUACAGUGGCAGAGGAGCUGGGUGGCACAUCCUUUCAGAGCGAAGAACUUCUGAAUAAAUUUUGCAGUUUAACGGUUGACUCAAAGCCUUCUCAAAGCAAGCAGCACAGCACCGAGACCAGCAAUACUGCCUUCCUGGUAAAAGAGGAUGGUCUUGCUCGGAAGGUGGGCGAGAGCAAUAACAGUGGCGUUGAGGUUCUGAACAACUCCAGAAGGAAGUGCUGCUGCCAAGGCCUGGAGCAAAAUGGAACUUGUGACCUCCUGACUAUUAGGAGGAGGCCUAGAUUUAAAAGGUGUACUUUAAAAAACAGAUCUCUAUUUAUGAUGUAUAAGAAACUUUCUGCAGUCAAGUUUUGGAUUAGAAUCGCAAAAUCUCGUCCCAGGUUUUGGAGAGGCAAGACGUGCAAGUUGAGCAUAAGGAGGCCGAGCUGGGUGGAGAAAGUAAGCAGAGAUUGGCAAGAGGACCUCCGCCGAGGAGUCUCUGCGGCCUCGCUUCCCUCUUGGAAACUGAAAAGUAAAUCUCCCUGGAACCUGUUCAGCUUGUCAGAUAUGAACAGUCAUAUGCCAGGACCAUUGAUUGAGGAGAGUCAAACACACCUGCCUGACGCCUGCCUCACCCAGGGCGCACGCUUGCCAUGCAGGGAGCUCCAUUACAAGGAACUUGCGCCCAGAGACCAAAAUGGCAUCGCUGAGCCCUGCGUGCCGGAGUUGCAUGGAGCAGAAGCGGCAUGUGGAGCACAGCCUACUCACAAGGAGGAAGCGCGGAAGGCACCCGCACUGGACAGCUGCCCUGAUAGUUUCGUCUCUGUGACGGAGAAAGAAAGCUCGGUUUUAGGUCCAGGAGAUGGAGGAACGAAUCAGUUUACGGGUGCCGGCGAGACAGUGCUGGGGCCCUCCAGGGCGGAUUUGGGCACAAACGACGGCUUUGCUAAUGGGCCUGCUUCCGUGGAGCUGGCGCAAAAUGAGGACAGUGGUCGGAUGGAGGUGGAAGGGCCCAUAAGCAUGGACGUAUUUGGCGCAGAGCUCUUAGAUCACCCGUACUGUAAAAGCCCUCAUGAUGAGCCUCUGAGAGGAAGCACAGGACAGAAAUCAGGGACCCAAAAGAGUGGGAAAAGAAGCAGCCAGAGAGCUUCUUGCGUCAGUGACGAGCAGUUGGCUGUGUGGCUUUGUGGAUUCCUAGAUGAAGUAAUGAAGAAAUAUGGCAGUCUAAUUCCACUCUGUGAAAAGGAUGUUAUGGGAAGAUUAAAGGAAGUCUUUAAUGAAGACUUCUCCUAUAGAAAGCCAUUCAUCACCAAGGAAAUCAUGAAGUAUCAGACGAGGCAUCCCAAAUCUUCCACUUGCAAUUUCCGGGUCUUCUAUAACAAGCACAUGCUGGAUAUGGAUGAUUUGACAACGUUGGAUGGUCAGAACUGGCUAAACGAUCAGAUUAUCAACAUGUAUGGCGAGCUAAUAAUGGACGCAGUCCCUGACAAGGUGGACCUCUUCAAAAAGACACUCUUGUUAAUUCCUAUUCAUCUGGAAGUCCACUGGUCCCUAAUUACUGUGAAUCUUCCUAACCGAAUUAUUUCGUUUUACGACUCUCAAGGCAUUCACUUUAAGUUCUGUGUCGAGAACAUACGCAAAUACUUGCUGACAGAAGCUAGAGAAAAGAACCACCCCGACUUCCUUCAGGAUUGGCAGACUGCUGUUACAAAGUGCAUUCCACAACAGAAAAACGACAGUGACUGUGGAGUUUUUGUGCUCCAGUACUGCAAGUGCCUCGCCUUAGACCAGCCUUUUCAGUUCUCCCAGGAAGACAUGCCUCGGGUGCGAAAAAGGAUUUACAAGGAGCUCUGCGAAUGCCGGCUAAUAGACUAAUAAAAAGGAAGAGAAGGAAAGAGAGAAGCUACUCCUUUCGGCAUUUUCGAAGAGCCCUGGCUGGUAUUUUGUGUACUUGAAUUUUCUGAGAAACUUCCAUGGAUUUCAAAACGAGUCUUGGCGGAGCAGUGUGGCCAACACAAUUACCUCAAACAUUUUUUCUGACGUGCUCCUUAACCGGCGGACCUGCCACAAAAUAUUCCCGAUGUCAGUCGUUGGUUCCCCCCUCCCCCCUUUUCUUUUCGUUUUCUAAUGUUCUUUCCUGUAUUUAAUAUUUAUUAUCUUAAAAACGCAUGCGCAUAGGCAAAGCAUGCGACUAAACGAGAAGUAUAAAACUGUAGAAUUGGUGCACCUUUUGAAAUGUAGCUAGAAACAGAAGAGAAUAAUACAGGUUAAACUUUUUUGUCUGAAAACAUAAAAAAUGCAUGUUCCAUUCCCCCCCCCUCUGAUGCAAUAAUGCUUUGAAUGUACAAAGAAACCCAAUGCCAUAACGAGAGCAGUUACAACAUUUCUUCCAGAAAAACGACAACCUGAGACUAUUCCUCCUUCAGCCUUUUUAAAAAAAAGCUCUAAAUCCCCAUUAUAUUGGGAAGAAGAGGGGUGUGUUGGAAACUGGCCUAUAUAUUUGAUUUGUGGAAGUCCAGUAAAGAUUUAAAUCAUUGCAACUUGGGGGGAGGGGGGGAGAAAAUCUACUAGGUGGCUACUAGAUCACCCUACAGUUCAAAAGCAAUCCCUUGUACACGAGACUCUUUAGUACUAAUAAAAGAUGGAGAUGCUAGUUCGGUUCGGAUUUGGUGGUGUUGCUCCUACACUUGCUCUGGAAACGUCUUCUUUUUUUUUUAAUAUGGUCCCAUUCUCAGGUGAUUUGUAGGCCACAUCUGAGCCUCUGAGCCUCUCUGCCUGCCUUUACUUCUCUCUCCCCCCCAAAAAACUCCCUUUUCUUGUUCCUUGUGUUUGUUGUGGUGUCGGUGACAGGGUCAAGAGGACAACAGCUCUUUUAUCUAUCUGUAAGUUUUCUUGCUUCUUGGGGCUUGUCCUGCAGGGAGUCUUAAGAUUCACCCCGUGUGCUUCAGUGUAGUCCUGCCCCUUCUUUCAGCGUGGUCCGCUUGUCCCUUGGCUUAGGACCAGUGUGAUCACUUUCUCCGAGGCUGACUUCUCUCUCUCUCUCUCGUGUGUGUGCGUGUGCGUGCGUGCCAGGAAUAAAACUUUUAAAUGUGGAUAAAGUUA